This is a messenger RNA of Wyeomyia smithii (pitcher-plant mosquito), 1005 nucleotides long. RefSeq lists its product as uncharacterized. The transcript is spliced from 4 exons. Lineage: Eukaryota; Metazoa; Arthropoda; Insecta; Diptera; Culicidae. The record is from RefSeq and is a predicted model, not a curated record. The coding region runs from base 95 to 841 and encodes 248 amino acids.
UAAAUGGAACUGCCGGGAGAUGCACUCGGAUCAGUAGUAAUUUAAGAUUACGAAGCUUUGUCGGAGGAUUACCAGGAAGUUGAGAGAGAACGGAAUGAAGUUUUGUGCAGUUGCUAUUCUGGUGGUGUUUCUGUUCGAGUUCAGCAGCGCUCGGUUAGCGCCAAUCCUAACGGGAUGCUCCCGCAAGGAUCCAAAGUUUGAACGAUGCGUCAAGGAAGUGGUGGAACGAAUCCGCUCCAACAUGGCCGUGGGAGACUACGGUGAAGGUCAACCGCCGGCGCCAUCACUCGAGCCCAUCCGAAUCGACCGAAUGGCUAUCGAUCAUGGAUCGAGCUUCCGUGCCACCCUCUCGAACGUGACGAUCGAGGGUGCCGGUGCGUUCUCCAUCCGAAGGGUUAAGGUUAGCGUGGAAGAAAAAAUGUUCAACGUCAGCGUGCGGCUUCCCAGUAUGCUUGUGAAUGGUCAAUACACGCUUGACAUGCGGCUGCUGCUGCUCCGGAUCACCGGUCAGGGUGAUUUCGAUUUACAGCUAAAUAACACGAUUGCCAACAUGCGCCUCAAGUACUAUCUGAAGCCGGACCCGGAGGGGGAACUGGAGUAUGUCCAGCUGUAUCCAGUUCAGGUUAAACUACGCUUCGACAAGGGGCAGUUCCAUUUGCAUAACCUAUUCAACGGGGAUCCAACGCUGGGCCAGAUUGGGAAUAACGUAAUCAACGAAGAUCCGCUGGUGCUGUUGGAUGAGGUACGGCCUGCCUUCGAGGAAAGCCUAGGAAGGAUUUUCAGCGAAAUGGCUAACAGUGCGAUCAGUGGGGCUACCGAGUUGGAUAUUCUACCACUUUAAUGGAUGUUUGCUUCAAUAAACAAAAACCUAGUUUGAUGUUGUUUUGAAGUAGAAUACUUCUCUCAGGAAGUUCGGCUACAUAGGGAUGUGAAAUGAAAAUCUAAAACCGAAAAAAGUGAAAAAUAUGUCCAAUUUCAAAUACUAAUAAAUCGGUUAGUAUCCGA